Solanum lycopersicum (tomato) is the source of this 1228-nucleotide messenger RNA. Its product is annotated as chalcone synthase J. Gene Ontology annotation, biological process: polyketide biosynthetic process. Gene Ontology annotation, molecular function: acyltransferase activity, transferring groups other than amino-acyl groups. The record is from RefSeq and is a predicted model, not a curated record. Lineage: Eukaryota; Viridiplantae; Streptophyta; Magnoliopsida; Solanales; Solanaceae.
AUCUUUUAUAAAGAUGAUAAAAUGUUUGUGUUCCAAUUUACCGCCAUCGGCGAAAAUAGUCACUAUCGAAGAGUUUCAUAAGGCACAACGAGCCGAGGGACUUGCUAAUGUGUUGGCCAUCGGAACAGCCAAUCCUUCCAAUUGUAUCGAUCAAAGCACCUAUCCUGACUAUUUUUUUCGUAUCACUAAUAGUGAACAUAAGAGUGAACUUAAACGAAAGUUUAAGCAAAUGUGUGCUAAAACAAUGAUUAAGAAAAGAUAUUUGCAUUUAACCGAGGAAAUCUUGAAGAAGAAUCCUAAUAUUUGUGAUUACAAUACACCUUCUUUUGAUGCUAAACAAAAAAUAACAAUUAUCGAGGUUCCAAAACUAGGCCAAGAGGCAGCCCAAAAGGCUAUCAAAGAAUGGGGCCAGCCCAUAUCUAAGAUUACACAUUUGGUCUUUUGCACCACUAGUGGUGUGGACAUGCCAGGGGCCGACUCCCAGCUCACCAAACUUCUUGGGCUAGAUCCAUCAGUUAAGCGAUUCAUGUUGUACCAACAAGGUUGCUCUGGUGGUGCAGCUGUUCUUAGAUUGGCUAAGGAUUUGGCUGAAAACAACAAGAAAGCUCGUGUCCUUGUUGUUUGCUCAGAAUUAAUAAAUUUGAUGAGCUUUCAAGGCCCAAGGGACACUGACUUAGAUGUUUUGGUUGGGCAAGCUUUUAGUAGCGAUGGGGCAUCAGCUGUCAUUAUUGGUUCAGAUCCUAUCAUACCAAUAGAAAGGCCUUUGUUUGAACUUGUAUUCACAACUCAAACUCUUCUCCCAAAUAGCGAAAGUGCUAUUUAUUCUAACCUAAGUGAGGCUGGGUUAAUAAUCCAUAUACAUAAGGAAGUUCCGAUGCUAAUUUCAACAAAUAUUGAGAAAAUCUUACUGGAAGGAUUUCAGCCUCUUGGCAUUUCUGAUUGGAACUCCAUCUUUUGGGUAGCUCAUCCAGGCGGACGUGCAAUUUCAGAUCAAAUUGAAUUAAAAUUGGGCCUAAAGCCCGAAAAACUCAAAGCUACAAGAAAUGUCUUGAGUGGCUAUGGGAAUAUGGGUUGUGCCACCAUACUGUUUGUUUUGGAUGAGAUGAGGAAAGCUUCUAUCAGUGAAGGAUUGAUUAGCACAGGCGAAGGGCUUGAGUGGGGCGUGCUUUGUUGUUUUGGGCCUGGCCUAACUAUGGAGGCAGUCGUCCUUCGCAGUAUUUCUAUUUAG